Messenger RNA from Mirounga angustirostris (Northern elephant seal), 892 nucleotides. It is a transcript of the gene PEX39, whose product is annotated as chromosome unknown C6orf226 homolog. The coding region runs from base 340 to 585 and encodes 81 amino acids. Lineage: Eukaryota; Metazoa; Chordata; Mammalia; Carnivora; Phocidae. The record is from RefSeq and is a predicted model, not a curated record. The transcript has a single exon.
AGAUCUUAACAAGAAGAAAAGAGUUUUGUACUUGGUGCCCAUGCAUGUGUGCCAAAUGGGGUCCUUUUGCCUGCAUCAGCGUGUCCGCAUGCACGGCCUGUUCUGCGCAAGCCUUCCAGUUCCUUCUAAAGCACUGCACGUUACAGACUCUGGUGCGGGCUGUUUGCCGUGUGUGUGAAGCGGUUCUGCGUGAAGCUGGUCGUGGUUCUCAAGUGCUCCCCCCUUUCUGGGCCGGCUUGGUAUGCUCUACGACCCCCCCUUCAUUCCCUCCGACGGUGGUUGCACCCACCCCACCCGGAAGCGUUUACUCCGCACGCGGGUCAGGCUGAGCGGCCCGGCAUGGAGCGGCCCGGCGGUCGGAGCUGCUCGGGCCCGGACCCCGCGCCCGCGCCCGCGCCCGCAGCCCCCGCCUCGGUGAGCCUGGCGCAGCUCUUGCAGCUGGUCCAGCAGGGCCGGGAGCUCCCGGGCGUGGAGAGGCGCCACAUCGCGGCGACCCACGGCGAACCCACGGCGUCCCGGCUCCCGCCGAGGCCCAAGCCCUGGGAGGCCGCGGGAUCGGCCGAGGCCCCCGCGCCGCCGCCCUAGAAGCCGCCGACCCUCGGGUACCGGUAGAACCGCGUGGAGGGGCCCCGCGCGGCGGAGGCCGGAACUGCGCCUUCCUGAUGGCACGGAGUGGGUUCCUGAGGCUCGAGGUCCUUUGCCUCUUAGACCUGGAAGGCGUGACUGUGUCCCGCAUCAACUCGCACCCCGGAUACUGGCCACCGUUAUUCAUCCUUUGUGCAUUUGCCCCGACGGGUCUCAGCUGGACUUAAGCCUCCUGGGAGCGUCGUCAGGGUUAUCUUGUAUCCGUAUUUCUGGACCAUAGUCCUCAUUAAAAAAAUGUUUUUUCUAA